Messenger RNA from Medicago truncatula (barrel medic), 759 nucleotides. RefSeq lists its product as uncharacterized. NCBI's taxonomy places the organism in Eukaryota, Viridiplantae, Streptophyta, Magnoliopsida, Fabales, Fabaceae. The record is from RefSeq and is a predicted model, not a curated record. Bases 1 to 759 code for a protein of 252 amino acids. Gene Ontology annotation, molecular function: nucleic acid binding; RNA-DNA hybrid ribonuclease activity. The transcript is spliced from 2 exons.
AUGGGAACUGAUGAUAUGACAGUGAUGAGAGAACCUCACGCGCGUGUGAUAGAGAAUAUUGUCACUAUUAUAUGGAGUAUCUGGAAAGCUAGAAACCUUAAGUUGUGGCAACAAGUGACAGAUUCACCCACAACAAUGAUGGUAAGAGCUAUCCAUCUUUUAGAAGGUUGGAGAAGUGCUAAUCGUAAGCAAAAUCCGUCUAAUCAAAGUCACAUUGAUACCACUCUUCCUCGCAAUCACAAUAACCAGGUAGUAGAUGGAGAUUCAAACAUCAGAUGGAGGAAACCUAGAAGUGGCAGACUCAAGUGUAACGUUGAUGCCUCCUUUUCAGACGUCAACAACAAGAUUGGUUUGGGCAUGUGUAUUAGAGAUUCAACAGGAUUCCAUGUCCGAUCCAAAAUUAUGUGUUUCUCUCCGUUGUGCUCUGUUGAUGUUGGAGAGGCGCUGGGACUGUAUCAUGCAAUUCGGUGGAUCCAUGAACUUCAACUCAAAAAUGUUGAUUUUGAAGUUGACUCGAAACGAGUAGCGGAUUAUUUCAACAAAGGCCGUGGAGAUGUCACCGAAUUUGGUUCCAUAAUGGACAGUAGCAUCCAUUUUUGUCGGUCAUUUUUAACAAAAUCUCAUGUCGAGUUUACUAGGAGGCAAGCGAAUGAGGUUGCACAUACUCUAGCUAAGGCAGCCACAUCUAGUUCUAGCUUCCGUAUCUUUGAUGAAAUCCCAACAUGUAUUACUGAAUUAAUCUUUUAUGAAAUGAUUUAA